UUCAGUACAUCGUCCGUACAAACUGCACUUUGUGCCAUCUUCGGGAUGGAAUCCUGUCGGUACGCAGUUUCGUCAAUUCGAGCUAUCUCAACUUCGAAGAAGUUUCCAUUACAAACCAGAACUGCAAUUACUCUUAGUCUCGGUGUAUUCUCAAGCACGAGGAGCUGUAGAAUGAACUGUGUGAUGAAGUCCGAUGCUGCAGAAGCGACUUUGGGUUGUUCGUACAGAAAGUUUGUCGAUUUUGCUUUGGAAGAAACUGGAAAACAUGCCGAGCUAGUUCCUUCCUCGUUGCAGGAGAAUUUCAAUUGCUUGAUGGCCAUGGAUGGGGAAACAGAGCUUCAAAUGUGUUCCUCCGAAUCUCCUAAGAUUAGACUACUCCGGAGUUUGUACAUUGAAGGAAGUGAUGGAAUGCAGGUGUUGGAUUUCGCCAUCUUCCCCAGACAGGAGUUUGAUCUUCCAAUCUUUUGCGCCAACUUUUUCACUUCUGCAAACAUGAAUAUAGUUGUAUUGGACCUCAAUCCAUUGCAUGAUGUCAUCACCCAGCACAACUACAAGGAAAAGUACUACAAACACUUAUUUCAACUUGGACUUAAGUACACCGAGCUUUUUCCAUGGGGAGGAAAGCUUACUGCUGAAUCCAUGAACUUUUUUUCACCUAUUGUAAUUUGGACCAGAUUUUCAUCAAGCCAGCAGAAUCACGAUACAUUGUAUUGUGCUUUCAGGGAUUAUCUCAAGUCAUGGCUUGAGCUGAUGCAUCAAGCUUCGGAAGAAACCGACCUUUCCCAGAUUAGUAUCAAUCUAGAAGCACAACAUAGGUAUCUUAUGUGGAGAGCAGAAAAGGAUCCAGGCCGGCAACUACUGAACCGAUUAGUCGGGGAGACUCUCGCGAAGGAUAUAGUUAGGAAUUUUCUCUUCAAUGGAGUCGACUACCUCGGGAGCAAAGCGUUCAUCGAUUACUUUCCAGAGUACCGGACAGAUGAAGGAACUGUAAAUAGAAAGCGCAGCAUGGUUGGGAAAUUGUUCGAGAGCCGGCCGUGGGACGCAAGAGGUGAGUUCAUUGGUGAAGAUUUAUGAAAUAAUAAUGUCGAUCUAUUAAUUGCCUUUUGGAAGUUUUUGUAGAUGUAAUAACAUUAUGUAAUGUGAUUGUUUGUUAGAUAGAGAUAAUAAUGACCGAUAGAUAGAAUGGAUAGUCAUAGCAGCAAGUAGUUAUUAGUUUUUGAGCAUGCACAGCAUAUAUGUAUUGUAUAUGUAAUGUUACUUUUAUUUAA
Andrographis paniculata is the source of this 1268-nucleotide messenger RNA. RefSeq names its product phytochromobilin:ferredoxin oxidoreductase, chloroplastic. Gene Ontology annotation, biological process: phytochromobilin biosynthetic process. The transcript has 8 exons. Gene Ontology annotation, molecular function: phytochromobilin:ferredoxin oxidoreductase activity; cobalt ion binding. The record is from RefSeq and is a predicted model, not a curated record. NCBI's taxonomy places the organism in Eukaryota, Viridiplantae, Streptophyta, Magnoliopsida, Lamiales, Acanthaceae. Bases 46 to 1074 code for a protein of 342 amino acids.